This is a messenger RNA of Cadophora gregata, 975 nucleotides long. Its product is annotated as Protein cbp3, mitochondrial. Gene Ontology annotation, cellular component: mitochondrion. The transcript is spliced from 3 exons. Gene Ontology annotation, biological process: mitochondrial respiratory chain complex III assembly. Bases 1 to 975 code for a protein of 324 amino acids. The record is from RefSeq and is a predicted model, not a curated record. NCBI's taxonomy places the organism in Eukaryota, Fungi, Ascomycota, Leotiomycetes, Helotiales, Ploettnerulaceae.
AUGGCUUCGAAAGGUUGCAAAGCAUGUACCACUUGCGUCAGAACUGUCCGACGACAAUCGCUUCAGCUUCAGAUAUCAAGACUUGGAGCUGUACGUCAAAGAACAUUCACAACGACCUCGAACCCAUAUGCCGAAUCCCGUAAAUCGAAUAUUACACCAUCGCCAUCAGCGCUGUCUUUAUUAUCAAGAUCUCCAACUUCAACAAUUGGCACUGAUUCAGAUUCAAAAAAGAAGUCUGCUACACUAGUGACCAUGAAAGCUGCUGCUGGACUGCAAAAAGUGACAGGCAAGGCGACUGAGACGUAUACAGCCUACGGGGCCACUGAAGUUCUUUACAAAGAGUGUGCGCGACAGGCAAACUAUUUGAUAAGUCAAGAUGCAAACUCGGAGGAGGAGAUACCAAAAACCGAGGACGGAGAGGAUCUAGGCGUUGGUGAUGGAGCAGGUUUGAAGCCCACGUUCAGUACCUGGUCGCAGGUGACUAUGCUACAUAUGUACCUUCUCUCUGUGAGGAUUCGAUGCUUUCCCCUACCGUCACAUAAUACAUGGCAGCAGCACCUCCUUGAUCACUUUUUCCACGACGCGGAGAAUCGUAUGACGAUUUACCAUAACAUGCAUGCCUCUGGGACAAGAAGCAAAUAUCUCAAAGACCUAUUCAUUCAAUGGAGAGGUUUACUAGCAGCAUACGACGAGGGUUUGGUCAAGGGGGAUGCUGUAUUAGCAGCAGCUGUUUGGAGGAAUAUCUUUAAGGCAAAUGAAGAGGUCGAUAUUAGGGUCUUGGGACAGAUUGUCAGCUAUAUGCGAAGGGUGUUAAAAGGACUAGAUUCCUUGCCCGACGAGAAAAUUAGCCAGGCAACACUGGAAUUUGGUAGUCCUGAGGUCGAAAGUGCUAUCGUUCAUCAGCGAAGCAGAUCCAUGGACUUGCCUUUCGAAAAUGCCUCCGGGACAAACUUUCCCGGUGGAAAGCGAUCAUGA